UAACGGAUUAGUUUGAUCCAAUAAAUUUGGAUGAAGCAAUUUGCCUUUUAACCAUUAACAAUUUGGCCUAAAGAUGAUCUCAUAAGAUGUGCACAUUGCUCCUUUCACAAAAUUCAACAAAUACUACCAUAUCCAUGUAGAAAUGGUAGUAACCAAUACCUUAGUGAUGCGUACAUUUACCAGAAAAUAUUGUGGAGUAGAUGAUCACAAUGAUAUUCUAUAAUUCUACUCCAUAAUUGAGAAUAUUCUAGUUUGACUAUUGAACGUUAUUCAACUUGAGUUAACUCAGAUUUGAGAUCACAUUAGCGGGAUCUUUUGGUACUCUUGGAAAUCUGCUUGAUUUGAACAAGAUUAACGGCUAUUUAAAAUGAAACCGACAAAUAAAAUAAAAUAAAAAUGUAUGUGUUAAAAAAUCGAAGUAUUAAUUUGCGCAAAAUACUCUCUGCUACUGCCUAUGUAUUAUGUCCCUCCUUGCUCCUUGUGCUAAGCUACUACCGCCACCGCCUUGUUUGUUUCCUCUUUCCUUCCUUCCUGCCUUCCAUCUCCUCUCCUGCCCUCUGUUUUCUCUUUCUCUUGUCUCCACGAAGGGAAAACAAAAGGGUUCAGAAAAGCGAAAAGCAGCAACUAGCUUAAUAAUAAGUAGCUCUGUGGCAGAAGGUCAAGGAAGCAAAAGCUGAAAGAAAAAAAUAUUUAGAAAGGAGAGAGAGAAGGAGAAGUGGGGAAGUGUUCUUAUCAAGGAGCCUCUUUUAUUCAAUCCCAUCUCCCAAGUUUCUACCUUUCACAUUUUGUUUCUCUUGCUUGGCUCUCUCCCCCUCUCUUCUCCGGGUGUCUCACUUCUGAAGCCAAACCCUUCACAACUGUUCACUGUUUUUUCAGUUUGCUUUCCUCUACUCUCUGUCUUCUCUUUGCCUUCUUUGGCUCCCAGCUAGUGGAGCUUAACUGUGUUUGUUUGGAAGUACGAUGAGUAAACAAGAUGUUAUGAAGAUGCAGACUUUUGUUCUGAGGGUGAAUAUUCAGUGUCACUGUGAUGGCUGCAAGUCCAGAAUCAAGAAGCUGCUGCAAAAAACUGAUGGGGUGUACACUACACAAGUGAACACAGAGCAAGGAAAGGUGACUGUGACUGGGAACGUCGACCCAAUGAAACUCAUAAAGAAGCUUGAGAAGUCUGGUAAACAUGCUGAGAUAUGGGGAGGUGGAGGAGGAGGAGGGAAAGGGUCAAACAAUUUCCAGAACAUGGUCAAUAACCAGUUCAAGAAUAUGCAGAUGGAGAGUGGGAAAGGAGGAAAAGGUGGCGGUGGAGGAAAAGGCGGACAUCCACAACAACAACAACUACAGCAGCAGCACCACCAGAUCUUGCAGCAGCAGCAGUUCAAAGGGAUGCCUAAAGAUUUCAAGAUGCCACCACAGAGCAAGGACAUGAAGUCAGUGAAGUUCAACUUGCAAGGCCAGCAUCAGCAACAGCAGCAUCAUAAUAACAAGCAUGGUGGGUUUGAUGAUGGCUUGGAUGAUGAUGAUGACGAUUUUGAUGAUGAUAUGGAUGAUGAUUUCGAUGAUGACGAUGAUGAGGAUGGCGAUUUUGAUGACGAGGAUGAAGAGUUUGGUAAUGGUCAUGGUGGACAAGCUCAAGUUCCUAACAAGAUGGUGAUGCCCAAUAAGAUGAUGGGUAUGAUGGGUAAUGGCCAUGGAGGACCAAUGGGGAUGAUGAACAUGGAUGUGUUGAAAGGAGGCGGUGGUGGGAAUGGGAAGAAAGGAGGCGGUGGUGGAGAGUUUGAGAUGGCAAUGGGGAAGAAAGGCGGUCACUUUGAGAAGGGGAAGGGGGACAGUGGAGGGAAGAAGGGUGGAGGAGAUAGUGAUGGGAAGAAUGGGAAGAAGAACAAAGGAGGUCAAAAACAGGAUGGGAGCAAAGACAAGGGUCAUAAGGGUGAGAAAACCCAAACCAAAAGCAAAAGCAAAGGAGGGAUGAUUGGUGGGUUGUUUGGGUUUGGAUGCAAGAGCACGAAAGAGAAAAAAUCCAUUGACAGGAAAGGUGUCAAUCUAUCUGAGUUUCAAGAUUUUGGGAGCACCAAGAAGAGCAAGGGCAAAAAUGGUGGUGGUGGAGGAGAUGGUACGAAGAAAGGUGCAGCUGCAAACCAUCAUCAAAGCAAUGGGGCCAAAAAAGGUGGAGGUAAACAGGAUGGGGCCCAUGACUUCAAACAAAUGAAAGGGUUUGGUGAGAUGGGUGGUGGCAAUAGUUAUGGUGGUGGUGCCAGGAACAUGGGUCAGCAAAUGGGGUCGAUGAGUAAUUAUGGUGGAGGAAUGGGGGGUAUGCCUAAGCCGCACCCUCAUCAUCCUUCUGCAGCAGCAGUGCAAGGAUUGCCUACUGCAAUGAAUAAUGGUGGUGGAGGGUACUAUAACCCUUAUCAAGGAAUGGGGCAGCAGGGCAAUCCUUACGGUCAGGCUCCACAUCAGCAUCAGCAGCAGCAACAGCAAUACAUGGAGAUGAUGAUGAAUCAACACAGGCAACAAGGGAAUGAGAUGUACCAUCCCAUGAUGUAUUCGAGGCCAUACCCUCCGGUGAGCUACAUGCCGCCGCCUCCGAUGCCUGGUCCUCAUGGAUCUGAACCUUACUCCAACUUCCUGAGUGAUGAGAAUGCUAAUAGUUGCAGUAUAAUGUGAAAAAAAUGAGUGUAGAGUGUUCAGUUAAGUGUAUGAUUUAUUAUGCUCUCUUUUAGUUUUAGGUUUUCUUCACUUGCUCUAUGUUAGGGGAUGAUGAUAUGCCUGAUCUCUACUGUAAUAGAAAGUAAGAAAGGCCUGCAAACAGCUUGGUAGGUUUUAUGAAGGUUUGGCUGCUGAUUGUAUUUUGUGAUUUGAGAAAGUUUGUAGAAAAUUUUGCGCAUUUGCAGCCUACCUACACCUUUGACUUGGUGGUGUAAACUCCAGUUUCAUUAUUGGACGUGAAUACGUGAUGACAUAUAACAUUAUUAGGAUGGCUAACAUAAUGCAGAGUGCAGUCACAAUUUUGCAUAAACUCUGCAGAAAACAAGGGUGGUUUGCCAAAAUUUAAAUGAGACUUAAAUAAAAAAGUAAGGCAACUUGGCUCAAUAAAUGAGAUCCAAAUACACUUGCAUUAGUGGUAUUUGGUAGCAGUUUCAUCAAGGAGUCAACCCCAAGCACAUGACAAACCACAUCUGUUCCAACUGCAACAACUUAAGAUAAAUCACAUCGCUCAUAAACAUAGUUUGUUAUCAAACAUCCCCAAUUGCUUGGUAGCAUCAGGGUGAAUCAACGAUCAUGAUUGCUUCAAGGAAGCUUGGAGAUUGAAUGACAGUAGAAUGAAAAACCAAAAACAGAUUACAAGAAAUAUUCUACAGACUAAGACAACAAACCUGUAAUGAAACUGAAUGAGAGGGAGAGAGCGCCCAUGUUCUCGGAGUUAUUAGUUUUUCACUUUUUCUCAUAUGAGAUCAGAGACAAAAGAUCUUACAAAUCUAAAACAUUUCAGUCUUCUCUCCCAGCCAACUAGGAUGAGCCGUUAGAGAACUCAACACCAUUGCCACCAAUCUUAACAGUCAGACAUUGGAAUCCACAGGUUUCUAGCUCUGAGAUCACCUUAUCAAUAAUAGUUCCUGAUAGCACUGAUUCAAGUAAAUCAAGGAAAAGCAACUCAAGAUGUAAAAUCAGGAAAACAAAAAAAGAAAUAAAACAGUAUCUGUUCAUCCUAGACCAUUCAAGGUUUGUUAUGCAGAUAAAAAGAAACAUUUAGGAAUUUUUUGGUUACCAUGUGUAUAAAAAUACACACUGAAU
Molecule: messenger RNA, 3783 nt
Organism: Linum trigynum
Lineage: Eukaryota; Viridiplantae; Streptophyta; Magnoliopsida; Malpighiales; Linaceae
Source: the annotation of a GenBank genome assembly